Molecule: messenger RNA, 2196 nt
Organism: Rubroshorea leprosula
Lineage: Eukaryota; Viridiplantae; Streptophyta; Magnoliopsida; Malvales; Dipterocarpaceae
Source: the annotation of a GenBank genome assembly
GAAGCCCAAGACGGCCCAAUCUGUUCCACAGAAAAACCCUUGAUAAAUCUGAGAGAAGAAGGAGGACACAAAAAUUUAGCAAAAAUGGAGGAGAAGCUCAAGUGCUUGGCAUUGGUUGGAGCUGGUGCUCUUUUGGGUUCUGUUUCUACAAUUUAUCUUCUCAGGCUUCUUCAGAGGAGGACUACAACCAAGCGCGACAAAAAUGGAAAGGGAAUUUCAUUAGAAACUGAUGUAGGAAGCUACUUAGUUGAUGGAGAUGGGGAUCAUAAGAUGGUUGGCUUUGACCUUUUAGCGGAUGAAAUAGUUUCUGAACAACUGACCAGGAACAUCCAGUUCUAUGGCCUUGAAUCGCAACGAAAAGUGACGGCGUCCUAUGUUGUGGUAAUUGGUCUUGGAGGGGUUGGGAGUCAUGCCGCAUCUAUGCUUCUGAGAUCUGGAGUUGGCAGGCUCCUAUUAGUGGAUUUUGACCAGGUAUCGCUCUCAUCAUUAAAUAGACAUGCUGUUGCAACACGAGCAGAUGUUGGUCUGCCAAAGGCACUGUGCCUCAAGAAGCAUUUUUCUUCAAUCUUUCCUGAGUGCCAAAUAGAUGCAAAGGUGUUACUAUAUGAUGCAUCAUCUGAAGAAGAAAUUCUUUCUGGCAAUCCUGAUUUUGUCCUUGACUGCAUUGAUAACAUUGAUACAAAGGUGGCACUUCUUGCUGCAUGUGUGCAUAGAGGAUUAAAGGUUCUAUCUGCAACAGGAGCUGGUGCUAGAGCUGACCCAACCAGAAUUCGUGUGGCUGAUUUAAGGGAGUCAACUAAUGACCCAUUAUCUAGAUCGGUUAGACACCGUUUAAGAAAAGAUUAUGGCAUUGAGGGAGGAAUCCCUGUUGUGUUUUCCUUAGAGAAACCUAAGGCCAAGCUGCUUCCAUUUAAGGGACCAAAUGGAGAAGAAAAUCCUUCAGAUUAUCAAAUAGUACCUGGGUUUAGGGUCCGCAUCAUACCUGUUCUUGGCACCAUUCCUGCCAUUUUUGGACAGGUCAUGGCCUCCUAUGUUGUGACACAACUUGCUGCGUUGCAAGUUCAAACUGAGCCCAUUGUAAAUCUAGAUAUAGAUCAUUACCAACUGCUUCAUCAACGGCUUAUUGAACAUGAGGAGUCAGUAUAUGGCACAGCCAUGCAUGUCCAGGUUGAUGUUGAAGAAGUGAUGUACGUUGCAAAAGAAUUGUGGCAUGGGCGAAGUGCAAGGGAGCAGUCAACAACAGAUGUGGGGCGUGGAAUGUGGCGAUCUGUUAAUGAGUUAAUGCUUGUAAGGUAUGAUGUGGCUACUGUUUACGGGGGAGCAUUUAACAUUUAUGAUUUUCCUUCUGUAGGUGUGUAGAACUCAAAAAUGACAGUAUUUGUUUCCACUUGUUAAUGUUCUUCUCGCAACCCUUUUUAUGCAUGGAGAACUUUUUGUUUGGCUAAUCAUAUAUCUAUUCUUUAAGCAAAGGAAAAGAAUUAGCACCAUUGAGUAGCGUUGAUUCUGUGGGAAUGGAAGACCUGACCAGAGUAUUCAAGCUUCUCUUUCUCACUGGAUUCGUUUUUCACUGCACUCUGUUCAUUAUUUCUUUUCAGAUGGGACCAGGCAAAGCCAGCAUCUGUAACAAAUUUAAUUCUUUUAAAAUUUAAAGAGGCAGAUGAACAUGAGUUGAGGACACUUGAUGAUAUCAGGGAAAAGGAACCGGAAUUUUUUACCAGGGUAACGUCAGUAUUGAAGCGAGCUGAACUAGAGUUUGCCUCCUAAGUUCCAUACUUCUCCAUGCAAAAUUUAAGAUAGAACAUUGUGAUUGAGGACCAUGAUGUCACUAAUCCAGGCACACGACCUUGGUUUUUGGUGAAAGGAACCAGAAGAAAGGGACAGGAGCACUUUCUGUGGACUAAUUUUUAUGAUAGAGAUUUGCUGGUCCAUUGGGUAAUGUUAAAUUUAGCAUUUGCACUUCCAAAAAACAGCCAGCAAUGUGGUUGUAGCAUUUUUAUUUUUGCUACCAUUUUGAGGGCUUGUAUAUUUUGUUUAUACCAUGCUGAGCAAUUUUGAAGAAUAGGAUAUGUGGACACAAUGUAGAAGAGAUAACUGAAUUGAAUCGUUUAGGAGGCUGAGUUUCUUGUUCUUGUAGUUCUAAAUUCAUGAAGAUAAAGAAAAGCACAUGUGAAUGUGCUGGCCCGAUGAAUAGACUGA